Messenger RNA from Apis dorsata (giant honeybee), 4177 nucleotides. Its product is annotated as protein PF14_0175-like. Lineage: Eukaryota; Metazoa; Arthropoda; Insecta; Hymenoptera; Apidae. The record is from RefSeq and is a predicted model, not a curated record. Bases 34 to 4140 code for a protein of 1368 amino acids. The transcript has 2 exons.
AUUAAUUAAAUGAUAUAAUAUGAUUUUACAGAUAUGGAAAUUGAUGGAGAAUCCAAUCAUAAAAUAAUGGAAAAAAGAUGCAAUCAUAGAAUAACAGAAAAUAAUAAUGAACACGUACAAAAAACAGACGAACAAUUACAAAAACCCACUUCUAAUGAAUCUCAUCAUCGGUAUCUUGUGGAGACUAUAACUAUGACAACUGUUACCGAACACCGAAUUGUACGUGAAAUCAGUGAAGAUAUUGAUUUGCAAAAUGGAAAGAAAAUUAAUCGAAAAAAUAUUUUGGAAAAAAAUGUUACUUCCCAUAAUAUAACAAAUAAUCAUAACACAAUCAGUGAAAAUAAUUCUAUUGACUGUAUCGGAUAUAAUAAAGAAAUUCAUUGUCGCAAUAUUACCGAUGAUCAUAAUACGCCAAUAAUGAUAAACGAUAUUGAAAAUGACAAUGAAAAUCAGUUUACGAUAAAUCAAACUCCAUCUGAUAUAAAAGAGUUUUCCCUUAUUUUUAAACUAGGUAACUCUUCUUUAACGGGUAAUAGUCUUAAACCAAACUCAGCAGUUAGACAACUAUUUCCUAAUCCAAAAUUUGUUUCGCCGCCACCAGUCCCUUUUGGAAAACUGAUUUCUUCGACGCAUGCAUUUGAUGAUCCUCAAGAUAAUUCGACAUUUCUCGUUACUACAGAUAAUUCACGUUUUUAUGGUGCAACGAAAAAUUCGAAAAUUUCUGAAAAUCAAACUGUAUUUCUUCAGGAAGAGACAACGAAUCCAAUUAAAAAAACAAUCGAGAGAAAUACUCUUCGAAGAAGUCUUCUUGAUAAAUAUCGUACAAAUUCUCGAAAGAAAAUUCUUCCUUCCAAGAAUUUAUCAUUAGAGGAACGAAUACGUCAACUCACUUGCGUGGAUCAAGAAGAAGAUAAUAUUUGUCAAAAUUCUAUUAAAGAUGUCAUAGAUUCAUCAAAUACGAAGAUCGAUGCCGAAUUUUUUGCUUCGAUACAUGCUCCAUUAUCAGAACACAAACAAAAUAAAUUAUUAUCAACGGAAACACUUAUUUGUAAUACAGCAGGCAUUAAUAAAAUGUCAACAGUAACUACAUUAUCGACAUCGAUACCGGUCGCUACGAAAUUCAAUGCAUUGCCUGAUUUAACAACAAUGACUACUACCACGAUAACUACAACAGCAAUGACAACAAUGUUAAUAUCAAACUCUUCAUUUGUAAUGACAACGGCAACGACAACAGCUAUGACAACAACUAUUGCAAGUUCCAAUUAUUAUAAACAAACUUCUUCAGUUGAUAAUAGUCCAAUUCUGGAUAACAUACAUAAUCAUUCGACAUAUAAAAAAUUAACUGAUUUGUUUGUACACAAAAAAAAUAUUCCUUCAAAUUUACCUGAUUUAGGUCUCGGUAAUAAUGGAAAAAAUAAUAUUGCUAAAGAUAAUCAACAAUCAAAAAAUUCAUUAAAAACGAAUAAUUCUGAUGUUCGUAAACAAUUUUUAGCCAGUCUUGCACCAUUAUCAUGUGUAACUGUUAAUAAUUCAGAUACUCAAGAAGAUUACUAUCAAUAUAAUUCUAGAAUAGAAAAUCCUAAUUCUACAGUUUAUAAUACUUAUAAUGCUUUUUCGCCUUACAAUCUAGAAGAUAUCAAAGCAGUAUUUUGUGAAGAAGAUCGAAAUAAUGUAGAACCAGACAUUACCAAAGGAACACCAACAAAUAUCAACAAGCCAGAUGUAGGAGAUAGUACAACAGAUGAAUUAUUGGCAUUUAUAGAACAAGACAAAUUUAGAAUUGAAAAAUUAAAACGACGUUAUAAUGAGGUCGAAAAUCAAUAUCAUCCAAUAAUAAAUAAUAUUAUUGGUUAUAACACUGAAGAUAAAAUCGAUAAAAUUGUCGAUGGAAAAAAUGAAAAUGAUAGUCGACAACAAGUUGGAUUUACUUAUAACGAGAAUAUUAAUAAACAUGAAAACAAUGGAAACAAAAAUCGUACUGUGAUUAAUGAAGUGCAAAGCAUUGUUAAUCGCCAUUAUAAUAGUAAUGGCAAUAAUAUUAGUAGGAAUAAUGAUAAUGAAAACGACAACGAUGAUGAUGAUGAUGACGACGACGAUGAAUUAAAUGAUUAUGGAUUUAACCGUAGACCAUCAGUAACCGGCAUCAAACGAUGUCAACAAGACAAUAAUAUCGAAGAAAAAUUUCAUCAAUGUGGAAAUUUGGAAAAUGAUAAUACAAACAUUCUUGAAGCAAAUUUUCAUUCUUCGUUACCGGCAUAUUAUGAAAAUAAUUGUAUUAAAGUUGAUAGCCGAAUCGCAUUAUAUGACAAAACAAUAAAUGAUUCUACAUCAAACUCGUUUCUUGACACUGUAGUUGCUGAUGAACAAGAUGCGAACACAAUUAAUAGAAUAAAUACUAUGCAAAAACAAAUUGAUGAUAUCUAUCAAACUAUUGUGGAGAAUACUAAUGUUACUACUCAAAAUUCUUUGGAUUGUGCACAGUAUACGGACGAUGUUUUCAUACAACAAUAUUCUCGAUUACCAGCAAAUGAUAAUAACUUUCGUUUUUAUCAAGAUUCCAGAAAUAGUCAGCAUUUCCAAGAACAAUUAAAUAUUACGAAUACACGAUCAACGCGAGGUAUUGCAAUCGGAGCUGAGGAGAUUGAUGGCAAUAAUACUAUUACUGGUAUCAAUGAAGAUAGAAAUACAAAUGGAUUCUCUGGAAAAACUCGACGAAGAGAAUCUAUUGCAACUUCUUCUAAUUAUCGAUGUAACAUAAUGCCUACAAAUGCGUAUAAAGGAGUUCCUACCAAUGGCAAAUGUUACCGAACCAUGUAUUUUGUUCCAUAUAAUAGUAUAUCCGAUCCAACUUAUCAAAAUAUUCAACGCAUUUUGCCAUCUCAUCCUUCUCCUAGUUACGCGAAUCAUAUUGAAAGAUAUCCAUAUCCUCGAUCUAACAAAAAUAAUCAUCGAUUGCAAACACAACCAUCAUUAUCAACACAACAAUUGAAAUAUUUCCAUUUAGGAAAUCCUUCAAUAUCACCAAUAACAAACAUUUCUCAAAAUUUUGAUCACGUUUCGCCACUUCCUUCUUCUGAUUCAUUCAAUAAUCAUUUCUCAAGAUCUUCUUCUCUUUUUGAUUCUCGACUUACAUCGUCUAAUCCAAUUACAUUACAACCUACACAACAAACUUUGCAUCUUCAUUUGCAUCAUCGUCAGCAACCAGAUGAUUUUCGAAUUUCCGGAGUUGCUUUUUCUUCAGUUCCUCAUACUGCGAAUCAUUCGUUGCAAUUUCAUCAUCACACGCAACAACAGCAUCAUUCAUAUCAUCGGCACAAUCACCAACCAACCUUUUAUCAUUUACCAUCCACCAUAUCCGUAACACCUUCUUCUUCAUCCUCCUAUACCGUAAUAGCACCAUCGAAAUGUGCUUCCUUUAAUGGUGGCGGGAUAGCAACAUCCGAAGGUUCUUAUCGAUUUUAUCAACUGCAUUUAGGACGUACAGUUCUCACACCUUCCUCUGAUCUUCAAUCGGCUCAAACAUUUUUAUCCUCAUCUGAUUCUAUUUCAGGUCCUACUAAUUCCACUUCUCCUUCACUAUCAUCUUCGCAUUUAUCAUCAUCUUCUCUACAAUCCACUUUUUGUUCUCUACCAACAGUUACAUCUCAACAAAUACCUCAACAAACCUCGAACUUUAUUUUCCCAAAUUAUACAGGGAUUAUUCAUUCUGUUUCUAAUAAUCUCGUAACUUCUGCACCGUCCACUGUCACUGUUUUCUCUUCUUCAACUAUUUGUACCUUGUCUUCUUCGUUGACAUCAUCAUCAUCUUUAACAUCAUCAUCUGCUUCUUUUUCUUCUUCCUCCUCCUCUUCUUCAACUUGUUCCUUUUCUUCCUCUUCGUCAUCUUCUUCCUCAUCUUAUUCAUCAUCUUCUUCGUUACAAAUUCCUUGCUCGCCUUCGAAACUACAACAACAAAUAAUUAACAAUUAUACAACAAUGGAACGUGGAGUUCCUGAAGGAGCAGCUAACGUACCAUCCCAUGAUGUUUCGCAAUCCGAAAUUUUACUUACAACAAAUUCUUAUGUCACACAUAAUUCCACUGGUGUUCAAGCUUUACCAGCUCAUGCGCAAAAUUCUAUAUAUUAUGCCAUGAACGUUUAAAUCCAUAUAUUGUUAGAUACAUGUUUAUAUAUAUAUA